UUUUAUGACGCCAGUGUAGCGCGCUAAGCGUGCAUGCAACAAAUUUCGCACACAAAGCGGGGAAAAGGCGAAAAAGAAACUACUUUCGCAAGUUAAACGCCAAAUGAAAACUUUCAGCAGCCAAGUGUCGCCGUCACAAGUUGGAGAAGUUUCAAUUGGAAGUGGUAAUAAUAAUAAUAACAACAACAACAACCUUUAAGCAUGAAAGCAGCACAGAUUUCUGCUGAAUCUGUGGAAAAGUGCGCUGUUCUAGCGGUAGUUGCGAAAAAUGUAAAUAUGAAAAAGUUACAAAAACAAUACAACAGCAACAAAAAUGAUUAAAAAUUAAUGAAACUUAAAAGAAUUGUGUGAAAAUAAUUUUUGCAAUUACUAAUGCUUUGCUAAAAAAUACAAAUAAAUUAAAAAAAGAAUAUUAUAAAUUAAAAGUGAAAUAAAUAUAUAAAUACAACAACAACAACCGAAAAGUACCAAAUCACAGCAAUCAAAUACGUUUUGAUAGAGAAAAUAAGUGCGUCUUGUAAUGCGCCUUGGGGGCGGCUUACCAUACGACGGCGACCCCCCGACAAUGAGCGCAGCUGGUAAUGAUUAUGCAGAAUUAUGCGAUCUUGGACCCUCACGAUGGAGUUCGCGUGGCUAUUAUUAUGCACCACCCGCACAUGCGACCGCCUUACAUCCUAGUGCCGCGACCGGCCUACAACAACCGCAAUCCUCAUCCAGCGUACCGACCGGUAGUUCGGCCGGCCUCAGUGCGCAUCCGUUGCGCACACCGAGCAGUUACGAGGCGGAAGACGUUUCCUUUGGAAUGAUUAGUCCACCGCCGGGUGUGAUCGGUCCGUCGUCGGUUGGUCUUAGCGGUACGUACGGCAUCGGUUCGCGUAUUGGCAAUAGUACGAGUUCGUUACGUGGCGGCCGUUCCGGUCUUUAUUACUCACCGCCCGGCACAUCAUAUACAAUUGUGGAACGACCACAUUCGCCGCAUUACUAUUACAAUACGGCCGGUGCACCUACGAAGGGUGGCUCAUUACCGGGACGCGGUUCGUCAUAUCUAUCGUCAACAGCAUCGCCCACCAGCCAUAUGGCGGCCACAGGUGGUGGUGGCACGCUACCCAACUCAACGGCGACGAUGGGUGGGCGUGCGCACAGCAGUAUGGGCAUGGCGAAUGGCAAUAAAAAGCGUCCCAUCUCGCCGGAGCAAGUGCUGCGCAUGUUCGGUGCGACGCAAUCUUCUUCAGUUCCUACAAGCAGCUAUCACUAUAGCAACGGCACAAGAGAUCGUACUGGACGCCGCAGUCCGGCGAGUAGUCCGCCCUCGACCACGCAUCAGAUGUAUCGUGAGCGAGAUCGAGAUCGUAGCAUAACGAAUAUACAUGAAUUAACCACACGUACCAUAAACAUGUCACGCGAUCAGCAGAUCGAUCAUGGUUUUGGUAUUUGUGUUAAAGGAGGAAAAGACUCAGGAUUAGGCGUCUAUAUCUCACGCAUCGAAGAGAAUUCAGUGGCUGAGCGCGCCGGCCUGCGCCCCGGUGAUACAAUCCUAGAGGUGAAUGGCACGCCGUUCACUUCAAUAAAUCACGAGGAGGCGUUAAAAAUAUUGAAAUCAUCACGUCAAAUCAGUAUGACGGUGCGCUCACCACCGACGCUCAACUCCCACGCGCCAUUACAUGGCUUCGGUCCACCCUCGUCGCGGGAUCCCAUGUACGCAUCGAUGGCGCCACUACUGCCACAAUCGGCGGCCGGUUUACCGCCCGGAGCGACGAUGAUUGGCGGCGGUGGUCUACCAUUUCGUCAGACAUGUUCCUGGAUGGACCGACAUGGUCGUCCCGCUUCGCCACCCAUGGAGUAUGGUGGACGGCAUACGGAUCGUCGUGAGAGAAUUCGACGCGUAGAGCUGCUCAUUGAACCGGGUCAGUCGUUGGGUCUAAUGAUACGCGGCGGCGUUGAGUACGGCCUCGGCAUCUUCGUCACCGGCGUCGAUAAGGACAGUGUCGCAGAUCGUGCUGGCCUCAUGGUCGGCGACGAGAUACUCGAGGUCAAUGGUCAGUCAUUUCUUGACGUGACCCAUGACGAGGCGGUCAGUCAGCUAAAAUACCAUAAACGUAUGUCGCUUGUGAUACGUGAUGUUGGUAAAGUGCCACACUCCUGUACAUCCAUUGAGAUGGAGCCUUGGGACGCGUACAGUCCGACGGGGACGAGAGCUCGUCGAAAAGGUCAAAUAACCGCUAUGGUGGAGGAGAAAGCACGCUCGCUCCUGCCACGCCAUCAAUUCGCAAGUCUCUCGUAUUAUAUCGCCGAAUAUGCUGCGAGAGCGAUGACCAUAGAUGCCUUUGUUGCCGUCUUAUUAGAAAUGUUAGACACAUAUGAGAAACAUACGUUAGUGACGGAACUACGCGAACUUAUAUAUCCAGAGGAUCGUACGCGUUACGAUGAGCUUGUUUAUCGUAGAGAACGUGAUCCAUACAGCGUGGAGAGGCACAGGCGUAAAGGAGAAACCGCACGUGAUUUACCGGUAACCGAUGAUGACUUGGAAGUAAGCGCGGCCACCGGACGCAGUCCAUCGUCAGACUCCGGGCUGGGCAUGACAGUGUCGGACAUCAAGAAUCGGCCAGCGCAGCAAUUGCCCUAUCGCCCCAUGUCUGCCGGUCCCGUCUUGCAUCGCUCAUCCCACAAUUACCAUCAUCCAGCGUCAUAUCCACAUCCGCAUCCACCACCACAUCAUCACUCAUCGUUGCGCCAUCUGGGCGGCACGGCUGCCGCGUUGCAGCGCGAGAGGGAGCGGGAGGCGCGUUGCUUGGCCGCCGCCGCUGCGGCCAAUACAAAAACGGGCGGCGCGCAACAGCAGCAGCUACAAAAACAGCAACAUUCACAGCAUGCAACCACAUCAUCAUCAUCGUCGUUGGCAACAAAUAAUCAAUCAAUCUGUAAAACAUAUGCCACGGGCGUUAAUAACAACAACAAAACUGACAAUCAGCAUCAGGAAUACGGCUGUGAUGACCAUAGGUCCCGUAGAGGCAGUGAAACUCAAAUACCACACUCGGAAUACGAACAAGAUGCGGAACAGGUAAGUUUGUCCACAUAGCUUAGUCCAUCCCGUUUCCUACGCUCUAAGUUCUAUGCCUAUUUUAACUCAACUAAAACAACUCAAUAAUACUAACGAAAAGGCGUUGAAACACACAGAAAAAAACAGCAAAAACAUGUAUGCAUAGGCUGCUGGACUUUUUGAAAAAAUCGGUGUUUUCAUAGGCAAAGCAGGGAUCAAGGCAAAUGCAUUACAGUAAAAUGCUUUGCUCAGUGAGUGAAAAUGUGCCAUAACCGAAACAGAAAAACACACAACAACGCACCUGAACCAUUUAUCAAACAAAGUACACACGGCGCAAGCCGCAUGAUCAAGUCAUAUGUUUAGUGUUUUAGUGGAGCGUGUCGAGUUGCGAAAGUUUUAGUUUAGAAGUACACAAAUCAAGCAGUAACAGUGCUAGUGCAGUGCAGUUAGUAUGCGGUAACUAGGCAUUUAGACACCCAGUGUUGUAUGUAAACAUAUAUUUUCGGUUAAUUUUUUACUUUUAUGAAUUUAUGUAGUAAUCUUAACCGUAUUAUAACGGUUAGCGCGCAUAGUAAAGGUAGACUUAUCAGUAAUAUAACGGUUAGCGCGCAUAAUUAGUUAAGCAACUUACCAUUAUUAGUUAGAAAUGUACAUACAUAUAUAUAAAACUUGAUUAAAAUAUAUUUAGUUAGCAGCUGUUGUUGUUUUAAAUGAGUAUUUCGUCAGCUAAAAUGCAAAAUAACAUAACAUCACUUUUCAUAUGUUUGAAGGUGAAGGAAAAACGAUCUAAGUACUCAAAGCGAAACGAAAUAAGAGUUUUGGUUAUAAAAUGGUUAUGUAUUGGUUAUGCAUAGGUUAUGUAUUGGUUAUGUAUUGGUUAUCAUACACUCAUAUUAAAAUAAAAUUUGAGUCUCGGUUA
Molecule: messenger RNA, 3956 nt
Organism: Bactrocera dorsalis (oriental fruit fly)
Lineage: Eukaryota; Metazoa; Arthropoda; Insecta; Diptera; Tephritidae
Exons: 13
Coding region: 521-3076 (851 amino acids)
Cellular component (GO): stereocilia ankle link complex; plasma membrane; cilium
Molecular function (GO): protein binding
Source: RefSeq, a predicted model, not a curated record